Molecule: messenger RNA, 1022 nt
Organism: Racocetra persica
Lineage: Eukaryota; Fungi; Glomeromycota; Glomeromycetes; Diversisporales; Gigasporaceae
Source: the annotation of a GenBank genome assembly
GGCAAUUUGGGGGAUUUCAAAGACAACAACAAUUAGCCAGUAAACAAACUGAACAAGGACAAAAUAUUCAAUCAGGAAAUUUUAAUAAAACUACUUCACGGCAAAAUCUAACUAGUAAAGAAUAUUAUCGGCAAAAUAAAGAUGCCAAUGUUUCAAUUACCAAACAGGAUGCUUAUGAAUUAAAUAAAAGAUUGAAAAUAGUCUUAAACAAAACCGAAAAAGAAUAUAAGAAAUUGCCUGAUACUUCUAACCGAAAACCCCGAAUUGCUUUGAGAUUACAAAUUGCCGAAGGAGCCACAAAGGCUUAUGGUAAGGAGGAUUUAAAUUUGCCCUCGGCCCAGGAAUUUAGAAAAAGAGUAAACGGAGAAGUUGAAGGAUAUCAAAAAGAAUACGGAGGAGAUAAACCCGAACAAUUAAUGAUUUGUUUAUUAGGUCCUCCUGGCCUGGGUAAAUCUUAUAUCAGCCAAAGUUUAGCCAAAGCCCUAAAUCGAGGGUUCCACAUUAUUUCCAUGAAUGGUAAACAAUCAGCCUCUAUCGUUUACGGCACUGAUAUUAGCAAUCCAGGAGCCGAAGCAGGAGAAAUAGUAAAAGCCAUCAGUAAAAGGGAGGAUAGGGCCUGUGUCAUAUUUUUUGACGAAUUGGAAAAGGCUGGCAAAGAUGCUAAAAGAGCCGUUGGUAAUCCGACCGAUAGAACAGUGAAUAAAGAUUUCAAAGAUGACUUUUUUGAUUUUCCUACUCCUCUAAAUGAAAUUAUUUAUUUGUUAGCCAUCAAUUAUCCCGAGGAUUUACCUGAUUUUGUGCGAGAUAGAUUUCGAGUAAUUGAAGUUCCCCCUUUGCCUUAUGAGCAGAGAUUAGAAUUCCUGGAAAAAGAGGAAUUGGAUAAAGGGGAUGCUGAUCGGAAACGACCACCUUGCCCUUAUUCGGCAAAUAGAGCAAAUAACCACCGAGAAAAUUGUGAAUGCUUUUUGGCUAACUUAGAUAAAGUGCCAGGAUGGGAGGAAAAUAUGGAACAAGAAUAUUAA